Molecule: messenger RNA, 462 nt
Organism: Cladophialophora immunda
Lineage: Eukaryota; Fungi; Ascomycota; Eurotiomycetes; Chaetothyriales; Herpotrichiellaceae
Exons: 1
Coding region: 1-462 (153 amino acids)
Source: RefSeq, a predicted model, not a curated record
AUGGCCCAAGUAUCCGAUACCGAAAAUCAAUAUUCCUCGUGGCUGGCAUCAGUGGAUCUUCCAGUUUUGCCGCUGGUGGUGAUUAUUGCCAUCGCCACCAUUGUGACCGUCAUUACCACCAUCGUCUCCGCCAUCACCACCAUCGUCACGACCAUUAUCGCUACCCUCAUCACCAUCACCACGUUCAUCACCACCAUCGCCACUACCGUGUUCGCAACCAUCAUCGGUACUGUCACCGUCAUCACCACCAUCAUCGCCGCGAUCACCACGAUUACCACUACUCUCGUCACCGCCGUGACCACCGUGACCGCCACCAGCAUUAUCGCCGUCGCCGCCAUCGUCACCCUCCUAGUCAUGAUCGCCACCGAGUGCACCGCCGAGGACAGGGAGAGGCGAAAGUAUCGGUGUCGGUCAAGCCUCGGAGGGACAAGGCUGACGAACACGCGGCACCGACGGGAGUGA